UUCGUUGAGAUGACCAGACAAGAACUGUGUGUCGACUGCCGUACUCUCUCGGAGUCGGAGCUUCUGUCCCGUUAAGACAGCAGCAGAGCAAAAACCCUAAACCCCUUUUUUUCCUCACAUUCUUUUGUUAUUCUCUCUCGCGAUGAAUACCUCCCAAGCAACUCGUGCGGCUCUGUUCCUAAACGGUUCAAAUAGACAAGCGAUGCUUUUGCAGAGAAGCUCAACCAGUCAAUUGUGGGGUUCUGUUAGAACGAGAGCUUCGCAGCUGUCUCUGAAUCGUGCGAAAGCUGUUAGCUUGAGAUGUUCUGCUCAACCUAAUAAGCCUAAAGCAGCUGUUUCCGCUGGUUCUUUUGUUUCUGCUGAUGAGCUACCGAGCCUUGUUGAGAAACCUGCUGCUGAGGUUAUCCAUUUCUAUCGU
Molecule: messenger RNA, 418 nt
Organism: Camelina sativa (false flax)
Lineage: Eukaryota; Viridiplantae; Streptophyta; Magnoliopsida; Brassicales; Brassicaceae
Source: RefSeq, a predicted model, not a curated record